UGGUCGCCGCCGCCAGGGGGAACCGAGCGCGGAGAGUGGCUGGCCUGCCGCCUCCCUGCGCACGACGGGCCCUGAUUGGCCGCUCGAAGUCUAUUUUACACUACCCUGUCCUCAUGCUCAACCUCUUCUCGAGAUUCCUGGCCAUCCGUGCGGGCCAGCUUCAACGGCGGCAGCUGUGGUCUCGAGUCGGCGCCAAGCUGAACAGUGCACCAGGUAUUAGCACCAUGCCCGGAUCGGUGACUGAGAGCAACCUAACCGAGAGCCAAACACGUGCCAUGUGGAGAGCCGCCGAUUGUGUCUGCUUCGACGUCGAUUCGACGGUGUGUAUGGACGAAGCCAUCGACGAACUUGCCCGGUUUUCAGGCAGGGACAAGGAAGUUGCUGAAUUAACAAACAAGGCUAUGCGUGGGGGCAUGACAUUCAAGGAGGCACUGGAGCUGCGCCUAGAACUCAUUCAGCCGACAGCACGCAUGCUUCAGGAAUACAUCGAGCAGAACCCACCACGGCUGUCUGUUGGCAUUGAGGAGCUGGUGGCACAAUUGCAAUCUCGUGGAGUCGCCGUUUAUCUGGUCUCUGGGGGUUUCCGAUCCAUCAUCGAGGGAGUGGCAGACGAGAUUGGCAUUCCUCGCAAGAACAUUUUUGCCAAUCAAAUAAAGUUCUACUUUAAUGGCGAGUAUGCCGGCUAUGAUGAGAAGCAGCCAACAUCUCAUCAAGAUGGCAAAGCUCGGGUGGUGUCCUUUCUAAAGCAGAAAUAUGGCUACCAGCGAGUUGUCAUGGUCGGUGAUGGGGCAACGGAUCUGGCAGCUUGCCCUCCUGCGGACGCAUUCGUUGGAUACGGUGGAAACCAAGUGCGUGAAAAAGUCAAGAAGGCAGCUUCGUGGUUUGUCUACAGCUUUGAUGAGCUAGUGCAAGAGCUGAAUAGGAACUGACACGACACCACUUUUCUUUGUUGAGCCGCAUAUUUAUUUUUGUACAGUAUUUUAUUGUCCUUGUAAGCUGUUCUUAAUAGUUCCGCUCUUAUUGAAACAAGGGGGGACACAUCAAGGCUGAGCUUCAUUUUGCAGCUGUCUUGCGAUUGUUGGUCAGGAACACCUUUUUGCUACCAGUCAUGAUUCAUUCUAAAAUUGUGAUUGGAUGGGAAGUUGCAAAGGUGUUACAAACAUAUCUGUUCAUGCUCUUCAAAGGAGUGACAGUGACGGUCCAAAUGCUGAGCUCUCAAAUAGUAUAAUCGUAUUGCUCGAAUGAAUUUUGCACACACUGUGAAGAAAUGCAGCUUAGCCGAAAAAUGUUUUUCUAGUGCUUCUCUUAAAAUCACUUACUGUGACAGCAAGGAGAGAUCUGUUCUAACACAAGCGAGUGCACCUUUUAUUUUUAUACACAUAGAUUUGUUUUAAAAACACGGCAAUUGAGGACAAUUUCGUUGCAGGGCUUCGAUGGCCCUGUUUUAUAUUUUAUGGAAAUGGUACCUGAAGCAAAAAGUUGCUUGUCGGUUUGUUCUGGACGUGCAGUUUCAACCUCAAAACCACGUCCUGAUCUUGUCGUGCGAUUUUAGUCAAAUAACUGGAGUUGUCGGCCCUUUAUGCCAAAUAAAAUUGGCACUCCCAAUGGCUUGCAA
This is a messenger RNA of Dermacentor silvarum, 1615 nucleotides long. RefSeq names its product phosphoserine phosphatase (gene aay). The transcript is spliced from 6 exons. The record is from RefSeq and is a predicted model, not a curated record. Gene Ontology annotation, molecular function: L-phosphoserine phosphatase activity; magnesium ion binding. Gene Ontology annotation, cellular component: cytoplasm. Gene Ontology annotation, biological process: L-serine biosynthetic process; dephosphorylation. The coding region runs from base 114 to 929 and encodes 271 amino acids. Lineage: Eukaryota; Metazoa; Arthropoda; Arachnida; Ixodida; Ixodidae.